Molecule: messenger RNA, 535 nt
Organism: Malaya genurostris
Lineage: Eukaryota; Metazoa; Arthropoda; Insecta; Diptera; Culicidae
Product: mitochondrial import inner membrane translocase subunit TIM14
Exons: 3
Coding region: 97-453 (118 amino acids)
Biological process (GO): protein import into mitochondrial matrix
Cellular component (GO): PAM complex, Tim23 associated import motor
Molecular function (GO): ATPase activator activity
Source: RefSeq, a predicted model, not a curated record
CCGACUGUCAUUUUCGAUUGUCAGGUUGUUUAUGUAUUUUAUUUUGAUAGCAAUUGCACAACUUUUCAAAAUUUGCAUUUUUAAUAUUUUCGUAAAAUGGCAGGUUCCAUGAUUUUGGCAGGACUGGGAUUGGCCGCACUAGGCUUCGGAGGCAGAGCGUUGAUGCGGCAAAUGCCGAAUGCAGCAAGCAAAAUGCAAGAAGCAAUACAAAGUUUGCCCAAGUUCGAUGCGGAAUCGAUGGCUAGCUCCAAGUACUAUCGUGGAGGAUUCGAACCAAAAAUGAACAAACGAGAAGCUGCCCUUAUAUUGGGUGUAAGCCCUUCGGCAUCUAAAAUGAAGAUAAAAGAUGCACAUAAAAAGAUCAUGCUUCUGAAUCACCCAGAUAGAGGAGGAUCGCCGUAUUUAGCAGCCAAGAUCAAUGAAGCGAAGGAUUUUCUUGAUAAUGCGAAAUAAGGAAGACAAUCACUGAUUAUUUUAUGUACAUAGUACCCCUAUCCUUUGUUCAAGUUUAAUCUAAUACACAAAUAAUGAUGAA